GGUUCAUAACCUAUUCUAAGGGGAAAAGUUCUGUGCGGUAGUAGUAUUAUUACUUAUGUUGAGUUGGACGCCGUGUCGCCGUCUGCGUAUGCCCAAGGCACGGCGCCCACGGGAACGCCCAUGGGAAAUAUUUAAUACCCGUGACUUUGGCUUUCAUGAGGGUUCUCAAAACUUUAACAUGUGGUUAUUGGCUUCCAUCACAGUCACCUCUCUUUUUGCUUAUGAGAUGUAUAUGCAGUUUAGACGAAUCAUAGCCAGGGGUGAUACUUGUCUCGCUUGUGAGGCGGCACGGUCGCAUUAUCGGCAGCGUGUAGAGGAAAAGGAACGAGAAUUGGAGAUGAUUAAUGAGUAUAGUCUCAAGAAGGUGUCUCAAUCCUCUUGA
Phytomonas sp. EM1 is the source of this 382-nucleotide messenger RNA. NCBI's taxonomy places the organism in Eukaryota, Euglenozoa, Kinetoplastea, Trypanosomatida, Trypanosomatidae. The record is from the annotation of a GenBank genome assembly.